AUGCACGAGAAGGACAGCAAGAGCAUGGUCCUGCUGCGCUCAGGUACUCUUGCGGCCUCCGAGACGAGGAGAACGCCAGCGGAGGCCACCCUCGACGGCACGGACCUCCAACCGUGCGUCAGGAAGAGAGCGGAAGGCUUGUGUCUGUGGAGCGCAAAGGUCGUCCUUUUUGAAUGCGAGGCGUUGCUUCUGAAUGGGAGGACGUUGCGUCCGGCUGACAUGCCUUGUCUGUAUGGUCAUCUGGCAGGAUGCAAUGAAGAUGAUCAGAACAAUGGCGGCACAAUGGCGGAAAUACGAGGUGUACGUGCGAGCAGAUGA
Molecule: messenger RNA, 318 nt
Organism: Schizophyllum commune H4-8
Lineage: Eukaryota; Fungi; Basidiomycota; Agaricomycetes; Agaricales; Schizophyllaceae
Exons: 1
Coding region: 1-318 (105 amino acids)
Source: RefSeq, a predicted model, not a curated record